This is a messenger RNA of Alternaria infectoria, 1212 nucleotides long. RefSeq lists its product as uncharacterized. The record is from RefSeq and is a predicted model, not a curated record. The transcript has a single exon. Lineage: Eukaryota; Fungi; Ascomycota; Dothideomycetes; Pleosporales; Pleosporaceae. The coding region runs from base 1 to 1212 and encodes 403 amino acids. Gene Ontology annotation, molecular function: 5'-flap endonuclease activity.
AUGUUUGGAUGUACCUUUUGGAUCCGAGAUCACCGAAUAAGCACAGACACAUCCAAAAAGACCCAGCACACUGCCGAAAGCAAGAGGGACGAGAAGCGGGUUAGAGUGGUCCACGCUGACAAGCUCAAGGAGAAAUGCCGACUAGAUCGCCAGGGAUGCGUGCUGUUCGCCAUGCUUGCAGGUGGCGACUACAACGUAGGAGGCCUUCUGAAAUGCGGUGCUGACAAUGCCCUGAAAGCAGCUCAAGCGAGUCUUGGUCGCAGCCUCUGCAGCAGACAAAGCCAAGAGGAGUGUAGCAAAUGGGGUGCUGUUACCCUCAGUAACUUCUUCAAGAGAACAGCGCCGGGAAUCACUGUCCCUCCAAACUUUCCACGAUACGAGCUUCUACAGUUCUACAACCAACCCAAAGUACAUUCGGAUGACUGGCUCCGGGACCAUGCUAGAGAGAACAUGGACUACGACCAUCCACCUCGUGAGACACAUCUGUUCCUCAAAGCGUGUCCGCCAAUCAACAUGUUCUGGAAAAAGUACCUCAACCACGUUGGCCCCAUACUACUCUCUCGCAUCCUUGCAGCGUGGGACGAGCCAUUGCCUGGAACGACUCCGUAUGGCCUCACUCUCGUGAACACACGACAGACGGCUGCAGCGGCUCCACCAUCUCAGGCCCCGCUAGAGCGGAAGGUCAAAUUCAGAGCGUUCGAUGUGACAGAACUGAAGGUACAGAACUUGGCCGCAUACGUAACACAAAGGGACAAGCCGAUACCAGAUAUCAACGAAGCACCCGGCCAUGUUGUCACUUACGAAAUGCCAGCAUUUCUCUUGCGCAAGGUCUUGCCGAUUCCCACACCGACGGUAACGGAGCCCAGUGGAACAGAACAUCCACCGAAGCGAAAGCAUUCACUCUCUGAUGAGCAAAAUACGAGUUUUCCAGUCUCAGCAAAGAAGUUGCGCCAGCCUGCCAAAUCGGCGACUCCUGUCGCACAGCCUCUUGUUACGUUUCCAGGUAAAUCCGCAUCUUCUCCGAUGCAGAGUAGCGCUCUGGUCACACCUUCAAAGCACUCACUCCAACAUUCACCCUUGGGUUCCACCACAUCCCCCGCCACACCCGUAAACCUGUCAGAUGACGGCCUGCGCAGACCUCAGCCGCGAGGACCUAGACAAAGUCCGAGUGAACGGUUCGCACUCUUGCUUCGGAGCGUCAAGAAAGAGUGA